Messenger RNA from Zymoseptoria tritici IPO323, 2022 nucleotides. RefSeq names its product DNA topoisomerase 3. Gene Ontology annotation, biological process: DNA topological change. The record is from RefSeq and is a predicted model, not a curated record. Gene Ontology annotation, cellular component: nucleus. Gene Ontology annotation, molecular function: DNA binding; DNA topoisomerase type I (single strand cut, ATP-independent) activity. Lineage: Eukaryota; Fungi; Ascomycota; Dothideomycetes; Mycosphaerellales; Mycosphaerellaceae. The coding region runs from base 112 to 2022 and encodes 636 amino acids. The transcript is spliced from 4 exons.
GAGCGAAGGCAACUAUCAUCACCAUCACAAACACAAGUUCCAAGACAUUACAUUCCGCUGAUACUAUGAGGAGAAAGCGAAGACUCGAAAUCAUCACCAUUGCCCGGCGCGAUGGCGAUUCAAGUUCUUUGCGUGGCUGAAAAGCCUUCAAUCGCCAAAGCUGUUGCCAAUCAUCUCGGUGGUGGUCAAGUGCAAUGUCGCUCCAUCCAGGGGAAUCAAUUCAUCAAGAACUACAUCUUCGAUUACAACUUCCCGGGAUGGGGACAAUGCAGCGUCACCAUGACCUCUGUGGCCGGCCAUUUGAUGUCUCACGAUUUCCCACGCGAAUAUAAAGGCUGGCAGUCGUGUGACCCUUCUGCGCUGUUCGAAUGCCGGAUAGAGUCGUACAUCGACAACGAGAGGAAGGCUAUUGCAGCCAACAUCGAGAAUCAAGCUCAGUAUGCCAGAUAUCUCUACAUCUGGACGGAUUGCGAUCGUGAAGGUGAGGCCAUCGGCAGCGAGAUUCGAGAUGUUGCUUGCAAGAAGAACGCAUACCUCAGGAAUCCUGGAAAGACUGUAAGGGCUCGCUUUUCCAAUAUUGAACGAGCUCACAUCAUUGCUGCCGCACGAGCGCCGAUCCCCCUGGAUGAAGCACAGGCUGCCGCUGUCGCCUCCCGGAUCGAACUCGAUCUGCGGGUUGGAGUUGCUUUCACCCGAAAUCUGAGCCUGACUCUUCAGGCCAUGAUCCCGGGCAGGGAGGGGUCGGUCAUCAGCUAUGGGAGUUGUCAGUUUCCAACGUUGGGCUUCGUCGUGGAAAGGUACUUUCGAGUCAAGAACUUCCUACCGGAGACCUUCUGGGGCAUCAAGGUGAUGCAUGAGAAGGAUCGCGUCAAGGUCAACUUUCAUUGGUCUCGUGGCCAUCUCUUCGACCGCAUGGUUGUUACCAUCCUCUUCGAGCGAUGUCUGACCGCUCGAACGGCGAGAGUGACGAAAGUCACCAAGAAGCCGACAAGCAAAUGGAAACCCCUUCCCCUCACAACAGUCGAGCUGCAGAAGUGCGGGAGUCGCUUUCUCCGCAUGAACAGUCAACGUGUCAUGCAAAUCGCCGAGAAACUUUACCAAGAUGGGUUCAUCAGCUACCCGCGUACAGAGACCGAUCAAUUCGAUCGCAAUACAGACCUCAAUACAAUCAUCGACAAACAAAUCCAGAGCCCUGAUUGGGGCAACUUCGCCCAGGGUCUGCGCAACGGAGGGUUUUCCUGGCCGCGCAUGGGUCGCAACAAUGACAAAGCCCAUCCUCCCAUUCACCCAGUCAACUUCGUCGCCAAUAACGCUCUCGAUCACGAACAUCGACGAGUCUACGAGUUCAUCGUCCGCCGCUUCCUUGCAUGUUGCUCCAAAGACGCUCAAGGAACGAAAACAGACAUCGGCAUCCUAUACGGCGCGGAAACGUUCAACGCCUCCGGGCUGAUGGUCCUCGAGCGCAACUACCUCGAUGUAUACCCAUACGACAAGUGGACAAGCAGUCAAGAACUUCCCAUCUUCGCCGUUGGUGAGACAUUCGUGCCCACUGAAGCUCGGAUGCACGAAGGCGAGACUACGCCACCGGGAUACCUGACCGAGCCGGAACUGAUUGGCCUCAUGGAUGCGAACGGCAUCGGAACGGAUGCUACGAUGGCGGAGCACAUUGCCAAGAUCAAAGAGAGGGAGUAUGUCAUGGCGCGACCACGCGGGAGAGUCCAGCCGCAGGCAGGCAAUGGUGGCGUGCAGGAGUUCAUUCCGACAACGCUGGGCGUGGCGUUGAUUGAAGGGUACGAGAGCAUGGGCUUCGAGAUCAGUCUUGCGAAGCCGUUCUUGCGAAAGGAGAUGGAGCUGAAGAUGAAGGCUAUCUGCGAAGGUCGAAAGACGAGGCGUCAAGUUGUGGAGGAGACGAUUGAGCAGUAUCGAGAUGUGUACAUGCGGACGCAACGGCAAUUGGGCUUGCUUCGUGCGGUAAGUCUGCCUCGGUCUCUGGCGAUGUUAUGUGAGACGGUGUGGCAGUGA